This is a messenger RNA of Drosophila yakuba, 1211 nucleotides long. It is a transcript of the gene Sodh1, whose product is annotated as sorbitol dehydrogenase. Gene Ontology annotation, molecular function: zinc ion binding; L-iditol 2-dehydrogenase (NAD+) activity. Gene Ontology annotation, biological process: D-sorbitol catabolic process. The record is from RefSeq and is a predicted model, not a curated record. The transcript has 6 exons. NCBI's taxonomy places the organism in Eukaryota, Metazoa, Arthropoda, Insecta, Diptera, Drosophilidae. The coding region runs from base 85 to 1167 and encodes 360 amino acids.
GUUUAAAAUAUUUGAAUCAGUUGCGAAUCGGCUUCCCGAGCGUGUGGUUUUUGAGCUCUCAAAUAAUUUAAUUAACACAUAGAAAUGGCCAAGGAUAAUCUGACAGCAGUGCUGCACGGCAUUGAGGACCUGCGAUUGGAGCAAGUUCCUAUCCCAGAGAUUGCCGAUAACGAGGUUCUCCUGGCUAUGGAUAGUGUCGGCAUUUGCGGCUCUGAUGUACACUACCUUGCACACGGACGAAUUGGCGACUUUGUGCUCACUAAGCCCAUGAUUAUUGGCCACGAGUCCGCCGGAGUGGUGGCUAAGCUGGGCAAGAAGGUGACCACACUGAAGGUUGGCGACCGCGUGGCCAUCGAGCCGGGAGUACCCUGCCGUACAUGCGACCAGUGCAAGCUGGGCAAGUACAACCUGUGCCCCGGAAUGGUCUUCUGUGCCACGCCCCCCUACGACGGCAACCUCACCCGCUACUACAAGCACGCGGCGGACUUCUGCUUCAAGCUGCCCGACCACGUCACCAUGGAGGAGGGCGCCUUGCUCGAGCCUCUGUCCGUGGGCGUGCAUGCUUGCAAGCGGGCGGAGGUCACCCUGGGCUCCAAAGUUCUCAUCCUGGGAGCUGGACCCAUCGGCCUGGUCACUCUGAUGGCUGCUCAAGCCAUGGGAGCAUCGGAGAUCCUGAUUACGGAUCUAGUGCAGCAACGCCUCGACGUAGCUAAAGAACUAGGUGCAACUCACACGCUCCUCCUGAAGCGGGAACAGACCGCCGAGGAGACGGCGGUGCUCGUCCAAAAAACAAUGGGCUGUCAGCCGGACAAGUCCAUUGACUGCUGUGGAGCAGAGAGCAGUGCCCGCCUGGCCAUCUUUGCAACUCGCUCUGGUGGUAUUGUGGUGGUGGUGGGCAUGGGAGCAGCUGAGGUCAAGUUGCCUCUUAUCAAUGCCCUGGCCCGGGAAGUGGACAUCCGCGGCGUGUUCCGCUACUGCAAUGACUAUGCCGCCGCCCUGGCCUUUGUCGCCUCCGGAAAGGUGAAUGUUAAGCGCCUGGUGACCCACCACUUCGACAUCAAGGAUACGGCAAAGGCGUUUGAAACGUCGCGAAAGGGACUGGGUGGCGCCAUUAAGGUCAUGAUCCACGUGCAGCCCAGAGACACCAACAAUCCUCGCAAAUUCUAAUCACUUGUAUAAGCCGAUAAAAAUAUAGUAUAUAGAACACAGUA